AUGGAUGAUUAUGAGAGCGACGGACGCGACUACAGUGAAAACAUCGACGAGGGGCCGGGAAAUGCAGAGACGGAAUUUUUUUUCUCCAGGAAACCGUCGGCGGGUACAUGUCCACCGAAGAAGCAGGAGCCCGAUAAGAAAGCCGAGCAAAAAUCUAAGUCAUCGAGGUCGUGCGACUGUAAACCUGACAAGAAACCACGAAGAGCCAAGAGAAAAAAGAUGCCGAGCUCCGUCAAUCCUUUUAUCAUUUUUUAUCUGACUGAGUAUUUCAAAAAUCCGUCAAAAAAGGUGACUGAAGUGGCUCGGGAGGCGGGCAAGAAAUGGUGCAGUAUGUCGGAGGCGGAGAAGGCGGAUUACAUAAAGAGAGCGAGGCUAGAGAGUGCAAAGAGACAGAGAAGGAGCGGCAAACGAUCCCGUGGAUCUUGCUAGGCGAAUUGAAACGAAAAAGUGAUAGGGGAGUCUAAUGGAGGCACCUGCAUAAUGUUACGGAAAAAUUGGAGCCAACGUUAUUACUGCAGGGGAGUUGCGGUGACUGCCGUUGGUAUCAUCAGGCUUCGCAGAUAACACCUGCCCGAGUUUUCUCGUGGUUAGCCGAAUUAUCGGCUCUACAAUCCCCGGGAGAGUAAACAAUGUCAAACGUUCACACAGCUAAUGCAGCUUGAGCAUUGAGAUUAUUAUUAAUGGUGGAAAUUGAAUUGCGGAAUAAAUUCAAUUGCCGUGCAAACAUCAGACGCUAU
Diachasma alloeum is the source of this 737-nucleotide messenger RNA. Its product is annotated as high mobility group B protein 1. The record is from RefSeq and is a predicted model, not a curated record. The transcript is spliced from 3 exons. Bases 1 to 429 code for a protein of 142 amino acids. Lineage: Eukaryota; Metazoa; Arthropoda; Insecta; Hymenoptera; Braconidae.